Messenger RNA from Elaeis guineensis (African oil palm), 975 nucleotides. RefSeq lists its product as uncharacterized. Gene Ontology annotation, biological process: protein ubiquitination. Gene Ontology annotation, molecular function: ubiquitin-protein transferase activity; zinc ion binding. NCBI's taxonomy places the organism in Eukaryota, Viridiplantae, Streptophyta, Magnoliopsida, Arecales, Arecaceae. The record is from RefSeq and is a predicted model, not a curated record.
UAUUCCAUAGUUCAAUGCUACCAUAUCUAGUGUUCUAUCCAGGGAGACAUGGGAAGCUACCGAUCCAUACCCCAAGUAGAUGAUCUCGACCUCUCAGCACUCACCAUUAAUGAAGUAAAUCUCUCCGAAGUCCCAGAUGAUGAGAAACUGGCUGAGGAACUCCAGCUCCAAGAGGUCCUCAUGUCCUCCAUGAUGUCCAUAGAGACAGUCACCAAGCCCUCCUGUGAUGUUUGUUAUAAAGCCAAUGAAGUAGACGCAGAUGAUCGCAAGAUGAAGCAACCUAUCGAACAUCCGCAGUCAGUAACAGAGAUCGGGCAAUCCUCCAGAGCUCCUCCAGUUGUCGAGGAAUUUGACUGCAGCAUCUGCAUGGAAUCAAAGCCACUCUUUGAAAGCUUCAACAUGAGAUCUUGCUCCCAUAAGUUUUGUAAGAGCUGUCUGAGCCAAUAUGUGGCUGCAAGCAUUCAGGAGAAUGUGACUUCGAUCCGGUGCCCCGGCCUGCAGUGCAUGGAUGGCGUUUUGGAGCUGGAGCUGUGCCAACCGAUCCUUUCAAAGGACGUAUUUGAUCAGUGGAGUGACAUGCUGUGCGAGUCGAUGAUCAAAACAAAGUUCUACUGCCCAUAUGGAGAGUGCUCGUUCCUGAUGGAAGGUGAUGAAGGUGGUGGGGAGGUGGUGACAACGUCGGAGUGCCCGAGCUGCCACAGGUUGUUCUGUGCUCGGUGUCGGGUGCCAUGGCAUGAAGGGAUCGGCUGCGAGGAGUUUCAGCAGCUGGGGGAGGGGGAGAGGGGUAGGGAAGAUUUGAUGCUGAGGGAGCUAGCCACUAGACUCCAGUGGCAGAGGUGCCCCAAGUGCAAGAUUUAUGUAGAGAAGACUGAAGGGUGUAGGUUCAUGAAGUGCAGGUGUGGUCAUUGCUUCUGCUACGUCUGCUCGUCUUCAAUGGCACCAGAUGAGCACAACUGUUACAAGUGCAUGCGUUAA